This is a messenger RNA of Strongyloides ratti, 441 nucleotides long. RefSeq names its product Cytidine deaminase. Gene Ontology annotation, cellular component: cytosol. Bases 1 to 441 code for a protein of 146 amino acids. The transcript has a single exon. The record is from RefSeq and is a predicted model, not a curated record. Gene Ontology annotation, molecular function: cytidine deaminase activity; zinc ion binding. Lineage: Eukaryota; Metazoa; Nematoda; Chromadorea; Rhabditida; Strongyloididae.
AUGCAAAACGCUGUUGUAAUUAGUGAUUCUGAAUUAAUUGAAGCUUCAGUAAAGGUUAUGAAAAAUUCUUAUUCACCUUAUUCUAACUUUCCUGUUGGUGCUGCAUUAUUGACAAAAUGUGGAAAAAUAAUAACAGGAGCUAACAUUGAAAAUGCUUCAUUUGGAGGUACUAUUUGUGCAGAAAGAUCUGCUUUUGUUUCAGCUAUCUCAAGUGGAUACAAAGAUUUUGUUGCAGUUGCAGUCUCAACUAAUCUUGCUGUACCAGGAUCACCUUGUGGUAUUUGUAGACAAUUUAUGAUUGAAUUUGGUAACAUUAAAGUUAUUCUUAAUUCAACAACAACCAAUAAAAUUGAAAUUGUUGAGUUAAAAGAUCUUUUACCUAAAGCAUUUACACCAAAAAGUUUGGAAACUUUUAAUGAGGAAAAUAAAGGUAAAAAUUAA